AUGGCUGUGCUUAAUCAGCUGUCUGUUUUGGGUAUGAUUAAAGAGUUUCGAAGGAAUUGGCGUGUUCUUUGUAACUCUGAAAGAACUACGGUAUGUGGUCCAGACUCCAUGCUCCUGGCCCUGCAGCUCUCCAUGGCAGAAAACAACAAACAGUACAAUGGAGAAUUUACAGUCUGUCUCAGUGAUGUCUUACUGACAUGGAAGUACUUCUUACACGAGAAACUGAACUUGCCCAUUGAAAACAUGAAAGUUGUUGACCACUAUGAAGACAUUAAGAAAACAUAUGAUAAUUUCUUGAAGAAUAGUAAUACACUAGAUCUGAUUGAUGUUUAUAAAAAAUGUAGCAUCUUGACUUCUAAUUGUGAGAAUAACACGAUAUCCUCUAUUCAACUACGGGAUUUCCUGUCUGGCACAGAGUGUGGAGUAAAUGACGAAGCUAAUCCUCAUAUGCCAGUGUCACCAGUGAAAUGCAGCCAGAAUGACGAGCAGGUACGGCUAUUGGCAAAGAAAAUUUUCUAUUCAUAUUUGAGCCUGUUAGUGAAUUCAAGGAAUGACCUGGCUCUGGCUUAUAUUCUCAACAUCCCUGACCGAGGACUGGGUAGAGCAGCCUUUACCGACUUGAAGCAUGCUGCCCGAGAGAAGCAAUUGUCUAUGUUUUUGAUGGCCACAUCAUUUAUCAGGACAUUAGAGCUUGGAGGGAAAGGAUAUGCGCCAUCGCCAUCAGAUCCUCUGUGGGCACAUGCGAAAGGGCUGUCUGAUUUUAUUCAUUUCAUUGACAAGCUAGAUGAAAUUCUUGGAGAGAUACCACAUCCAAGCCUUGCAGGGGGUCGGAUAUUCUCUGCAAUAAAGACACAGCUGAUCAAAGGCCACAGCAGUGGGGAGCCCUUUUAUAAAGCAGUAGAGGAAGUUGUUCAGGAUUUGAAUUUGAGGAUUAAAAAUAUUAUUAAUUCUCAAGAAGCUAUAGCUGUCAGCGCCACCAACAUCAGUCCUGUCCCGCCAAAAUCUUUUGCCAUAAACCAUGAUACCGCAUACUGUGGCAGAGAUGCUGUGAAGAUUUUACUGGUUCUUUUGGAUGAAGACGCAGCCCGUGCUCCUACCAGAAAUAAAGCCGAGCUUUUAUACAAUGAAGGAAGUACAGUUCCUCACGGUGGAACGUCGAUUCUUACACUCUUUAAGUCUCCAACACAAGUGAAGAAUACAUCAGUUAAACCCCUCAGAGAGCGAAUCCAUAGGUCACUAGAAGCAGAGAAAAAUAAGCAGAUGAGGCAAACAUUAAUUAGAUCCCAGUUUGCUUGUACUUAUAAAGAUGACUCCAUAAUGAGCAAGAAUAAAUGGAAUGUUAACUCAUCAUCAAAGCCGUUGUCUGCCCUUCACUUGAAAAAUGAUGUUUCUGAGGGAGUACAGUCAUCUAUUGGAAAAGCAAGAAUUGGAACAAGUUCUGAAAAUGUGUGUAUGGACAGAAGUAAGGAUGAUAAAAUACCAAGAAAAUCUACAAAAAGGAAGAUAUUGAAGAGGAAACAGCUGGAUUUAGACAGUGAGAAUAUUCACUGUGUUCAUGGAAAUGAACUGUACCAACAUAAGAAUGUUAAGAUCCCUAAAGUGCCCAGUGGCUCCCACAGUGGAGCUGGUGGUGGCAAACUAGCCCAAGGAGCAAAAGGCAUUAGAUGUACUGCCAAGGACAAAUUGAUUCCUGGCCAGACCAAGUUGACACAGUUUUUUAUGCUAUGA
Grammomys surdaster is the source of this 1728-nucleotide messenger RNA. RefSeq names its product PARP1 binding protein (gene Parpbp). The coding region runs from base 1 to 1728 and encodes 575 amino acids. Gene Ontology annotation, biological process: negative regulation of double-strand break repair via homologous recombination. The record is from RefSeq and is a predicted model, not a curated record. Lineage: Eukaryota; Metazoa; Chordata; Mammalia; Rodentia; Muridae. Gene Ontology annotation, cellular component: chromatin. The transcript is spliced from 10 exons.